AACACCCCUCAUCACCACCGCCUCACCUCACCUCAACUGCCCCCCCCCUCCCCCCUCCCUCAACAUGGCGCCACAGGCCUCCAUGGUCCGCGGCGCCUCCCUGCUCAUCCUAUUGCAGCUCCUCUCCCGCCUCGCCACUUUCGUCGCCAACCAGCUGCUGCUGCGCUUCCUCACCGCGCCGCUCCUCGGCGUCGCCACCCAGCUCGAGGUCUACUACCUCUCCGUCCUCUUCUUCGCCCGCGAGAGCCUGCGCGUCGCCAUCCAGCGCCAGGCCACUACCUCGUCAUCCACGCCAAAGACUUCUGCGUCCCCAUCAGCAAUAGCUGUCGCAUCCGCAUCCGCAUCUGCUGCCACCACCACCGCCGCCAACAACGACAAUGACCAUGACAGCAAGCAGAGCAGCGAGCAGCGGCAUGACAAUGCGGUAGCGGCCGCGGCACCUCUACCUGACGCAGACGCAGAGCGGCGCGACGCCCAGGCCGUCGUCAACCUCGGCUACCUCGCCAUCCUCCUCGGCGUCGUCGCCGCGACGGUCCUCGGCUGGACGUACCUCGCCUACGCCGCCCCCGCCGCCGCGACGCUCGAGAAGCAGCAGCAGACCCCUCCUCCUCCUCCUCCUCCGCCCUUCCUCGCGCGCAGCCUGCGUCUCUACGGCCUCGCCGCCGUCGUGGAGCUCCUCUCGGAGCCCUGCUUCGUGCUCAUGCAGACACGCCUGCGCUUCGGCACCCGCGCCGCCGCCGAGUCGGCCGCCACGCUGGUCCGCUGCGUCGUCGUCUUUGGCUCCGCGCUGGGCGCCGCGCGGAGGGGCGUCGACCUCGGCGUCCUGCCGUUUGCGCUGGGACAGCUGGCGUAUGGCGUCGCGCUGCUGCUCGUGUAUCUCGUCGCGGGGCAGGGCCUUGCGUCGUCAUUGGGCUUCUCUCUUCUGCCGCGACCGGUGAUUGUCCCGUCUGCUCAGCAGAAGAAGCAGGCGGCACGCAAUGGAGAAAAGGGGGGCGAAUUCCUCUGGUCGUACUUUUAUAGACCAACAAUGUCCCUCGCAGGCAGCAUGAUGGCCCAGAGCGUCGUCAAGCACCUCCUCACGCAGGGCGACACGUUUCUCGUCUCCCUCCUCUCCACACCGCAAGUCCAGGGCGUGUAUGCGCUCGCAAACAACUACGGAGGGCUCAUUGCGCGACUCCUCUUCCAGCCGGUCGAGGAGAGCUGCCGGAGCUACUUUUCGCGAUUUCUCUCCGACCAGCCCCUCGUCAGGCAGCCUGCCGAGAAGGAGAAGAGGGAGAAGAAUACUUCCAGCCCGGCGGUUCAAGAGGCAAAGCGCAGCCUGAGCACCCUCAUGCGCCUCUACAUCCUGCUCUCCGCAGUCGUCGUCUCCGUCGGCCCCUUUGCCGCGCCGUCGCUCCUCGCCCUCGUCGCGGGCAGACGCUGGACGGGCGUCGGCGCGGGCGACGUCCUCGGCGCGUACUGCUUCUACAUCCCCUUCCUCGCCCUCAACGGCCUGUCCGAGUCCUUUGUCGCGUCCGUCGCGUCCGAGGGCCAGGUGCACCGGCAGUCUGUGUGGAUGGGCGCGUUUUCCGUCGCGUUCGCCGCGUCGGCGUUUCUGUUCAUGCGCGUGAUCCCGCUGGGUGCGCAGGGCCUGGUGCUCGCCAAUUCGGUCAACAUGCUGUGCCGCAUCGUGUGGAGCGUUGCCUUCAUCAAGUCCUUUUUUGCCGCGCACGGGACGGGCUUCGCCGUGGCGGAGCUGGUACCUACGGCUACCGUGGCGACGUCCGUGGCGACGUUCGCGCUCCUCCACCAGCUUCACGUUCUCGACACGGCGGAGGCAGAGCCCGUGAGGACAUUGGCAAAGGUCGCGGGCACGGCAGCCCCGUUGCUUCUAUUGAUACUCUUUUUUGAGCGCACAUUCCUCCUCGAGUGUGCCCGUGCCGCUCGCGGCAGGCGAGCCGCCAAACAAUAAUGCCCCAACGCCAUCUAGACAAUAAAAAAAAAUAAUUCAUCGCCGCGCAAAACAUGACGCCCAUCUAAUCAAACGUAAUCUUGGUCGCCUUUUGCGUCAUGUCGACGUCCUUGAAGAAGGAGCCAUACAUGUCGUGCGUCUUCUUCUUGACCGUGGUGCCAAACUUGAGCAGGUUCUCGGGCACUUCUUGGUUAGCACCCCUAAGGAUGUUGACGAGGCUGUGUCUGUUAGCGUGCUGUGAGCCAAGGAGCAGGGCAUAGAAUGCACGUACGAUCCGGAGUGCGCCUUGUCCUGCACAGUGAAGAGCGUGAUGGCCUCGCCAGUGUUGCCGGCACGGCCCGUGCGCCCGAUGCGAUGGACGUAGUCCUCGAUGGUCAGGGGGAACUGGAGCACGUCAGUUAUGUGGGAAAGGCCCAGGGGCUUCGGGCUGCAACUUACGGUUACGUUGAUAACCAGCUUUACCUCGGGAAUGUCCAGGCCGCGAGCGGCCACGUCCGUCGCCACGAGGACGGGCGUCUGUCCCGUCUUGAAGGCCUCGAGACUGCGCGUUCGCUGCUCCUGUUUCAGGUCGCCAUGGAUGCCGCCGACGCGCACACCCUUGCGGGCGAGGAAGCCCUCGACGCGCGUGGCCUCCUUCUUGUACAAGCAGAAGACGAGGAUGCGGUCGUUCUUUGCCUUGCCCUGCUGGUGCUGCUUGAGAAUCUGCAGGAGGCGGAACUCCUUGUCGCGGGGCUCGACGACCUCGACGCGCUGCGUGAUGCGCGCGUUGGCUUGCAGCUCGACGGAGCCGUUCUCCGUCUCCUUGCCGCCGGAACCAAUGGUCACCUUGACGGGCUCCACCAUGAAGGACGAAGCCAACGCCUGCACCGACUGCGGCCACGUGGCCGUGAACAUGAGCGUCUGGCGGCGCUCUCUCUCGGGGCACGAGCCCAGAAUCUGCUUGAUGUCCUCCUCGAAGCCCUUGUCGAGCAUGCGGUCCGCCUCGUCGAGCACGACGAACGCGGCGCCGCUGAGGUCCACCGUCCCGUCGGACAUGAAGUCCUUGAGGCGGCCGGGCGUGGCGACGAUGAUGUCGCAGCCGCGACCGAGCAGGUUGCGCUGGUCGUCCUUGGAGGCGCCGCCAUACAGGCACACGCACUUGAGCUUGGCGAGGGUGGCGAGGCUGGCGAGCUGCUCGUGCGUCUGCAUGGCGAGCUCGCGCGUGGGCGAGACGAUGACGGCCUUGGUGCCGCGGGUGCCCAUGGCGGAGACGGCCUCGACGCAGGGGAGCGCAAAGGCCAUGGUCUUGCCGGAGCCCGUCUCGGCGACGCCGACGACGUCGCGGCCGCUAAGCGUCGAGGGCCAGGACGCGGCCUGGAUGGGCGUCGGGGCCUUGUACUUGGCGAACGGCGAGGGCUUCUUCUCCAGCAGGUUCGUCGACGGCAGGUGGUCGAACUCGGUCACGGGUCGGAGCGGCGCAUCCUUGUUGCGGGGGUCGGUGAUUGUGAUCUGGUGCUCGGCGAGGAAGGCGUCGAUGUCGGCCUGCGGGACGCUCGAAAGGCUCAUGGUCUGGACGUAAGCGCCGCGGGCGGGGACGUCGGCGCUGCCAUCUGUCGCGGCCACGGACUUGUUCUUGUUCUUCUUGUCCUUUUUGGACUUCUUCUUUUCCUCGACGGGCGCGUUCUCAGCGCCAUUCGCAUCGGCCAUGGAGACGUCCUGCGACUCGGGGGAGGCCUGCUCCUCUUGGGCAGCCGCCUGCAGCUUCUUCUCCUUCUUCUCGCGCUUUUUCUCCUUCUUGGCCUUCUUUUCGGCCUUGCGCAGGGCCUCUUCGUCGGCGCCGCUGCCGUCUCCGUUGGUCGCGGGCUCAGCGUCUCCUUCCUCCGGCUUGCGCUUCUUGUCCUUCUUUUCCUUCUUCUUCUCCUUCUUGUCCUUCUUCAGCUGCGCCUUGUCGACAUGGUCGCCGUUUUCGACCUUGGUCUUCUUGGAGGGCCGGACGGCGACCUCGCUGUCAGCGAGAGAGUGCUUCGUGGCAGCCAUUGCGUCGAACAGGGCAGGACGUCUGGUCUGGCCUGGCAGGGGGAGAAGACAGACAAGGUGCUGGUUGUCGACGCUGAGAACUCAACAGGCGGUCCAAAGGCGGUG
This is a messenger RNA of Purpureocillium takamizusanense, 4072 nucleotides long. It is a transcript of the gene RFT1, whose product is annotated as Oligosaccharide translocation protein rft1. The transcript is spliced from 2 exons. Lineage: Eukaryota; Fungi; Ascomycota; Sordariomycetes; Hypocreales; Ophiocordycipitaceae. The record is from RefSeq and is a predicted model, not a curated record. Bases 65 to 1951 code for a protein of 628 amino acids. Gene Ontology annotation, cellular component: endoplasmic reticulum membrane. Gene Ontology annotation, biological process: dolichol-linked oligosaccharide biosynthetic process; glycolipid translocation.